Molecule: messenger RNA, 1800 nt
Organism: Lotus japonicus
Lineage: Eukaryota; Viridiplantae; Streptophyta; Magnoliopsida; Fabales; Fabaceae
Product: probable serine/threonine-protein kinase PBL9
Exons: 7
Coding region: 197-1429 (410 amino acids)
Biological process (GO): protein phosphorylation
Molecular function (GO): ATP binding; protein kinase activity
Source: RefSeq, a predicted model, not a curated record
UUCAUUCAUCCAAAAAAGGGUCCCUUUCUCUCUCUCUCUCUCUAAUGGCUUUUCCUUACAAUCCAGCACACCAUAAGCAACUAAUAUAAUAACUCUCUCUCUCUCUCUCUCUCUCUCUCUCUCCCUCUUACUUACUGUUUAGACUCUGGAUCACCAUUGCAAAGUGUAAACAGAUCUUUGUAACUGCCUCCACAACAUGGGAGCUUGUUUGAGUGCUCAAAUUAAAGCUGAAAGCCCCAAUAACACUGCAGGGUUAAGUUCGAAGAAUGUGAGUACAAAUGGAAAUGAUCUCAGCUGCGCAAACAGUAAUGGUUUGGCUGCUUCAGUGGCUCAAACUCCGCGUAGUGAGGGUGAGAUCUUGCAGUCAUCUAAUGUAAAGAGCUUUACCUUCAUAGAACUUAAGACAGCCACCAGAAACUUCCGUCCAGACAGUGUGUUGGGAGAAGGUGGGUUUGGAUCAGUUUUCAAGGGGUGGAUUGAUGAAAAUACAUUGGCUGCUGCCAAACCUGGCAUUGGCAUUGGUAUUGCUGUGAAAAGGCUAAAUCAUGAAAGCUUCCAGGGUCACAGGGAGUGGUUGGCUGAAGUCAACUAUCUUGGACAGUUUUCUCAUCCACAUCUAGUGAAAUUGAUUGGGUAUUGCCUUGAGGAUGAACACCGCCUUCUCGUCUAUGAAUUUAUGCCUCGUGGGAGCUUGGAGAAUCAUUUGUUCAGGAGAGGAUCGUAUUUUCAACCUCUUUCUUGGAGCCUCCGUGUGAAAGUUGCUCUUGAUGCUGCCAAAGGGCUUGCAUUUCUGCACAGUGCUGAAACAAAAGUGAUAUAUAGAGAUUUUAAGACUUCAAAUGUCUUGCUGGAUUCAAACUAUACUGCAAAGCUUUCUGAUUUUGGGCUGGCAAAGGAUGGUCCAACAGGUGACAAAAGUCAUGUCUCCACCAGGGUAAUGGGAACCUAUGGAUAUGCAGCUCCUGAAUAUCUAGCCACUGGUCAUCUUACUGCUAAGAGUGAUGUCUAUAGUUUUGGAGUUGUCCUGCUGGAAAUGCUAUCUGGUAAGAAGGCAGUGGACAAGAAUAGACCAUCUGGACAACACAACUUGGUGGAAUGGGCUAAACCCUACCUGGCUAACAAGCGUAAGGUUUUCCGAGUGUUGGACAGCCGGCUCGAAGGGCAGUAUUCAAGCGAUGAGGCCUACAAGGUGGCCACCCUUGCUUUGCGCUGCCUAUCAACCGAAUCCAAGUUCAGGCCAAACAUGGAUGAAGUAGUUAAAGCUUUGGAGCAGCUGCAGGUUUCUAAAGUGAAAGGAGGCAAUCAAAAUGCUUCUGCUAAUGGAGCUCGAAUGCGUAGAAAAAGUGCUGAUGAUGUUGGCCGUGUGAGGACCCUGUCAUCUUAUCCCCGCCCCUCUGCAUCCCCUCUCUAUACAAACCUUCGAAGUUAACAAAGUUGAAAGUACAUGAACUCAGGUAUCUCUGUUGGUAAAUAGACUUGUACAUAGUAUUCAGCUAGUAUAUUCAGAACCAAGCUUCUCUGUUGGCAUUGCUGAGUGUGAUUGCUAAUGUCCUCAAAUUUAUAUUGCACAUAUUCUGAGUUCUCUAAAGUGCUUGUAACAAUCAAAACUAGCUGGGGAGGCUGGUACUUUUGCAGAUUGCUCCGGUUAGAUCAUUUUUGUUCUAUUCUAUAUCGGUGUGGUGCGGUUGCUUAAUCUAUUUUGUAAAACAUCGUUGCCAUAUCGGGCUUCCACAUCAAGCUUCAAACAUGCGAAAUACAAUUAAAAGCUGAUGGUUUAUUCUAUGUGUUUCAAUUCUUUCA